Molecule: messenger RNA, 2141 nt
Organism: Cynara cardunculus var. scolymus (artichoke)
Lineage: Eukaryota; Viridiplantae; Streptophyta; Magnoliopsida; Asterales; Asteraceae
Product: probable receptor-like protein kinase At2g42960
Exons: 8
Coding region: 365-1843 (492 amino acids)
Biological process (GO): protein phosphorylation
Molecular function (GO): protein kinase activity; ATP binding
Source: RefSeq, a predicted model, not a curated record
CCUGCGAUUUGAUUUCCGAUUUAUCAGGUUUUCUUUGGGUGUGGUGUGGUGUAUAGAUUUUUUUCUCUCUAUAUUUUCUGGAAUUCUUGGCCCACUCUUCUCCCUCUUCUUCCAAACUCCCUUUUUGCUUGGGAUUUUGUCUUUCGGUGGCUUUGCGUGCACUGCUCCUCCAUUCUUCACCGGUCCCUAAUCUAUGGUUGCAAAAUCUAAGCACGCUGUCUUCUGGGUCUUUCGAUUCUCAUGGAACAUUAAGUGGGUUUAGAUUAAAUCGCAUCUACAGAUUGUGUUUUAUGGGGAAUCUAAAGGAGAUUGAUUAGCUCAAGUUAGAGGUGGAUAACUUCAUACCUUACAAUUGUCACCAGAAAUGUCGUCUGGGAAUUUAGAUGCAGAAUUAUCGAAGAAGACUUCAAUUGUGGGUCUUAAACUAUGGGUUGUGAUCUGCCUUUCUGUUGGUGUGUUUAUUUGUAUGUUUCUCUGUCUCUUAUCAAUGUGGGUCACAUGUCAAAGGAAAUCUCGAAGAAGAUUAGACAAAUAUCCCCUUUCCCAGAUACCAAAUGUCCCAAAAGAUAUCAGAGUUGAUAGAGUUGGAGGUCCACAUUUUCAUAGUCAUAGUAAUCGUGAACACCCAUCAACGACAACUAAUGAUGAACCAAGUGGUAAGAAUUCUGGAAAGAUGCUAUUCCAACUUGCAGUGAGCAAAUCUGGUGAUGCUGAUAACGUAAGUCAGAGCAGUUCAAUGUAUGAAAAGGGGGGCAGGUCACAAUCAGGGGAAGAAGGAACUUCUGGGACUGUUUGGAAGCAGUCUUCACAGUCUCAUGGACCUGGAAUGGCGUCUCCUUUUAUUGGUUUACCUGAAGCCUCACAUCUAGGGUGGGGACAUUGGUUUACGCUGAGAGACCUCGAGCUAGCAACACGGCGUUUCUCCAAAGAAAAUGUGGUUGGGGAGGGCGGAUAUGGGAUUGUAUAUAAGGGCACCUUGAUCAAUGGGACUGUCGUAGCAGUGAAGAAGCUACUUAACAAUCUGGGACAGGCAGAGAAAGAAUUUAGAGGUGAAGUGGAUGCUAUAGGACAUGUUCGCCACAAGAAUCUCGUGCGGCUUCUAGGGUACUGCAUAGAAGGAACCCAUAGGAUGCUUGUUUAUGAAUAUGUGGACAAAGGAAACCUGGAACAAUGGCUUCACGGACAGGAAUAUGGUGUCCUUACUUGGGAAGCUCGCAUGAAGGUGCUUCUUGGUAUUGCAAAAGCGCUUGCUUACUUACAUGAAGCUAUAGAACCAAAGGUUGUGCAUCGAGACAUCAAAUCUAGCAAUAUUUUGAUUGAUCGUGAAUUCAACGGCAAGCUUUCUGAUUUUGGAUUGGCCAAGCUUUUGGAUUCAGGAGAAAGUCAUGUAAAUACCAGAGUAAUGGGGACAUUUGGUUAUGUGGCUCCAGAGUACGCUAACACCGGCAUGUUAAACGAAAAGAGUGAUAUUUAUAGUUUUGGUGUGCUCCUUCUGGAAGCAGUUACUGGAAGGGAUCCGGUGGAUCACAACCGCUGUGCUAAUGAGGUGAAUCUUGUUGAGUGGCUCAAAAUGAUGGUGGGAAAUAGAAGAGCAGAGGAAGUUGUAGACCCAAACCUUCAACCCAAACCCUCGACUCAUGCUCUAAAACGUGCACUUCUGGUGGCGCUUAGAUGUGUCGAUCCUGAAUCUGAGAGACGACCUAAAAUGAGUCAGGUUGUGAGAAUGCUUGAUGCAGAUUUCCCAUAUCGUGAGGAACGGAGGAACAGGAAGAGCCGCACGGCCAGCAUGGACAGUGAAUCCAUGGGUGGUUCUGCUGACAUAGAACGCCCGCCAGAAAUCUGACUGGAUCCUUUCAACAGAUUAACAGAAACCGUUAACGGGUUGAAAUAUGAUCAUUCUUGGUAGAUUUUACUAGCAAGGGUGAGUGAUGUAAAACCGAAAAUCAAUGGAAGAAGAUGUAAAUCACAUGACAAGCCUAAACAAGAGACAAGGUUUCUUUCAUUUUCUUCUUUUUGUGUUGAUAAUAAUCUAAGAUGAAUGAAGUUUUUGGUUCUCAUAUUUUUCUAAUUCAGGUUGGAUGGACAACCCAUUUGUGUCUGUAACAGUCUUGUUUAAUAGACAGGUCUUACUGUUUGUGUGA